AUUCCAGCACAGCUGAAGAGGAAGAUGGAGGUCACCGCUCGUUGUGCUGCUGUGCUGCUCGUCCUGCUUCUAUCUCAGGCCCUGAUCGCUGUUCACUCACAGGAGGAGGAGGAGGUUGUCCAGGAGGGGGAGGUUGUCCAGGAGGGGGAGGUUGUCCAGGAGGGGGAGGUUCUCCAGGAGGAGAGCCUGCAGGAGGAGGACCAGCAGGUGAUCGAGACGUGGACGCGGAACAUCAAAGCCUGCACCUGUGACUGUGAAUCUGCUGAUUCACCGACAGGUAUCCCCUCUGUCAUCCCACCCGUCCUGCCGACCUCACUGCCGCCGCCGCCACCUCAGGGUCACCUGCUGAACUGCAUGCCAGAAUGCCCCUACCACAGAGCCCUGGGCUUUGAAUCUGGAUCUGUGACAUCAGACCAGAUCAGCUGCUCAAAUCAGGACCAAUAUGUCGGCUGGUACUCCUCCUGGACCCCCAGCAAGGCUCGCCUUAACAACCAAGGCUUUGGAUGUGCGUGGCUCUCCAAGUUUAACGACCAGUUUCAGUGGAUCCAGAUCGACCUGAAGGAGGUGGGUGUUGUGUCUGGCAUCCUCAUCCAGGGCCGCUGCGAUGCUGAUGAGUGGAUUACUAAAUACAGCGUCCAAUAUCGCACUGUGGAAACUCUCAACUGGAUCUAUUACAAAGACCAGACAGGAAACAACAGGGUCUUCUAUGGGAACUCUGACCGCUCCUCUUCGGUACAGAACCUGCUGCGCCCACCCAUCGUAGCUCGUUACAUCCGCCUGCUGCCGCUGGGCUGGCACACCCGCAUUGCCAUGAGGAUGGAGCUGCUGAUGUGCAUGAACAAGUGUACCUGAAGUGCGCUCAGCCUGCUUUUUCCUCACUGUCUAUCCUUCCCCUGCCAACCUGCUGCUUGCCAAAAGGGGGACACUGGUCCAGCACUGAAAGAACCAUCAUGUAACCGCGUUAUGACCUUCAUCUCUUUAACAUGUCUGUCUUUCUUUGGUGAUGCUCAAAGCAAACUAAGUCUGGGCAGGUGGACAUGUUCGGCGUCCUUUGAUGCACUAUUUAUCUGUCUUAAAAUUUGUAUAAAUUAAUUUGUUUUAAUAUGUAAAUACAAAGUUGAACACCUUCCUCAAUGCAUACAGGGGAUUCCAGUUUAAAAUGCAAUUAGGAGGCUGAUUUGAUUACUUAUUCCUAAACACUGUAAUGAAAACAAUAUUAUACAGAUUAAGAGUCAAAUCAAAUGAGUUUGUUUUAUUUGAGAUUUACUGUUACAUAUGUAAACAUGAAUAUUCUAAAAUUGUUAAGCAUUCAUUUGUGGGUUUAUGUUCUCAUGUAAAUGCUCUGUUGAAAAAAAAGCAGAUAAACACUGACUAUGCUACUAAUUUGUGUCUGUAAUAAAAGCACAAACUUAAUACUUGA
Messenger RNA from Siniperca chuatsi (mandarin fish), 1420 nucleotides. RefSeq names its product retinoschisin-like. The record is from RefSeq and is a predicted model, not a curated record. The transcript has 6 exons. NCBI's taxonomy places the organism in Eukaryota, Metazoa, Chordata, Actinopteri, Centrarchiformes, Sinipercidae. The coding region runs from base 25 to 852 and encodes 275 amino acids.